Neoarius graeffei (lesser salmon catfish) is the source of this 2195-nucleotide messenger RNA. It is a transcript of the gene irx3a, whose product is annotated as iroquois homeobox 3a. Gene Ontology annotation, cellular component: nucleus. NCBI's taxonomy places the organism in Eukaryota, Metazoa, Chordata, Actinopteri, Siluriformes, Ariidae. The coding region runs from base 450 to 1862 and encodes 470 amino acids. The transcript has 4 exons. Gene Ontology annotation, biological process: regulation of transcription by RNA polymerase II; cell development; neuron differentiation. The record is from RefSeq and is a predicted model, not a curated record. Gene Ontology annotation, molecular function: RNA polymerase II cis-regulatory region sequence-specific DNA binding; DNA-binding transcription factor activity, RNA polymerase II-specific.
GGGAUAUGGGCGAGAGAGAGAGAGAGAGAGAGAGAGAGAAGGGAGUGAGGAGUGAACGUGUGGGAGAGACUUGAGAAAUAGGAGGAGCUUCUGGGCGACUAGAAAUGUCAAUCAGAGCAAAAGGCGUCCCAAUAAUCUAAAGCAAUCUGUAAGGACCUGACCUUAGUCCAUUCUGAUCAAUAGGGAAGCGAGGGAGGGAAGCGGCCGGCGGAUCGUUUACGCGCGGCCCGUUUUCGGAGGAAAUACAGACUUCCCUUACACUUUUUGUGCUCACUGUACACUGGAUAUCGUAGCGCGCAUCGAGAGAGCGAUUUGUGUGUGUUGUGUGUGUGUGUGUGUGUGUGCGUGCGCGCGUGUGUGCGCACGCGUGUGUGAGAGUGUAUGCGUGUGCGCGAUUUCAGCAGACUGCUGUCGGGUGUUUUUUUUCCCCCCUUCGUCCCCCAACUACAAUGUCUUUCCCACAGUUGGGAUACCAGUACAUCCGACCGAUAUAUGCGCAAGAACGGCAAGGGAUCGGCAGCGCGCGCAGCGGGAGCGAGCUCAGUCCGUCCGGCACGCUCUCCAAUGUUCUCUCCACCAUGUACGGAUCACCUUUCACCGCCGCGCACACCUACGGAGCGUUUCUGCCUUAUUCAAACGACUUGUCCAUUUUCAGUCAGUUGGGAGCUCAGUAUGAACUAAAAGACGGUCCAGGUGUCCAGCACCCAGCGUUUGCUCAUCCUCACCCUGCUUUCUACCCCUAUGGUCAGUACCAGUUCGGAGACCCGUCCAGACCCAAAAAUGCCACCAGGGAGAGCACAAGCACGCUGAAGGCCUGGCUCAGCGAGCACCGCAAGAACCCGUAUCCUACCAAGGGUGAGAAGAUCAUGCUGGCCAUCAUCACCAAGAUGACCCUCACCCAGGUGUCUACUUGGUUCGCCAACGCCCGGAGGAGACUGAAGAAGGAGAACAAGAUGACCUGGACGCCGCGCAACCGCACAGACGAAGAAGGCAACGUGUACGGCAGCGACCACGAAGGUGAGGACGGCGACAAGCGCGAGGACGAGGAAGAGAUCGACUUGGAGAACAUCGACACGGAGCACAUCGAGAGCAAGGACGAGCUGGACGAGCAGGACGAGCUCCACUCGGACUCCAAGCUGGACGCCAGCUGUGACUCGGAAAUCUCGGACGGCUAUGAGGAUUUACCCGGGCCCGAGCCGAAGCUUUUAAAAGCCGUGGCCCAAGAGGGCAAAGACGCGCGCGCGGAUGCAGACCCUGAGCGUCCCGAUCACUUCCACCACCACCAUCACCACCUCCAUCACCACCAUCACCAUCACCUUCCUCAUUCUUUAGACCUCAAAACGCAGCCUCCUCCCAGCAGCGCGCAGAUCAAACUCAACCCGGUGUCCAACUCUCCUCCGGCUGAGAACAACGCAGCCCCGGUGCAAAAACCUAAGAUCUGGUCUUUGGCUGAGACAGCCACGAGCCCGGACAAUCCCCGGAAAUCCCCACUCGUCAACGGGAGCUCAUCCCAGGCCGUCCUGCCUCCUCAUAGACUCGUUUCAUGCCCGGUGGGCAAACUGCAGAACUGGACGAGCCGUGCGUUCUCUGCGCACCAGCUUGCGCUCCUCAACUCAAACCACUAUUUAGGACUGGCCAAUCAGGCUUCAGCCAACGGCCUUGCGCUCUACACCGGCAACAGGCACACGGAAGAGCGCAGUGGCAGCUCAGAGACUGCGCACACAGAGAGAUCUAGUGCCUUGGGAGCAGAGAAAAAGUCAACACAAACUUCCCCCAUGUGUCUCAGGCCUCAGGACCAACCUGAAGCUGCCAUGUUAUUAUCUCCAACCCCCUUCCCUUCUUUCCCUUCAUUUCCCUCAUAAGAGACUGUUUUAUAGCUAAAGCUUCAUUUUAACCUGUCGUAAGGAAUGUUUAAAAAAAGUAAAGAAAAAAAGAAUAACACACCCUGUGUACUUACCUUGUAAGCAUGUCCUUGUGUAUAAUUGCUAAUGCAAUGCUGUAAAAAAAAAUUGUAGUCUGUGAGGUUUUUUUUUCCUUCCUCUUUUUUCCUUUUCUUUUGUUUUGUGAGGAUUCGAUGUUGCAAUGUUUUGUAUGUGUAUAUAUAUAACGUAAAGAAAGAAAAUGUACAUAAUUGUGAUCCGAAAUUGUACAAGAAAGUCUAUAUUUUGGCUAAUAAAUGAACUGCGGCAACUUAA